AUGAAAUCCCAACAUCUCCAGCUAAUUCUCCACAAAUUCCUCAUUUUCUUAUUGGUUUCAAUUUCGUUAUCCAACUGCAACAUCCCGGACCAGCUCACCACCUGUGUGACAACUACUACUGCAUACAGGUGUGGAACCUUGCGAGGGAUCAGCUACCCUUUCUGGGGAGGAAAGAUACCUGAAUAUUGUGGAAACCACAUGUUCUAUCUCAUGUGCAUAGGAGACAUUGUUCCGGUCAUUGGCAUCAACAAACAAUUGUUUACUCUGCUAGACAUUGAUCAAGAUAAUUAUACGAUGAGCAUAUCCCUAUUCGGCUGGAAUCCUUGUCCCGAUAGUUACAAGAACUAUCAAUACUAUCCUUCGGAUCAUCGGAACUUCGCUUAUACAGAUACAGUAAGAAAUCUAACAUUAGUAUAUGGAUGCCCUAUGCUCCCUUUCAUGCGCAAGAGUAAUUUCACAUGUGGUGUUCAUACCAGCAGUCCAAACGACUAUAAUUACUAUGCAGAUGAAGUCACUUGGGAGAUGCAAAAGGAGUACUUUAAGGCUUGUAAAAGGAAUGUUACUCUUCCAGUUUCUAAAGAAGCUCUUAUGGAACUACUUAAGGGUACCAUCAAUGUGCAAGAAGCUCUGAGUCACGGUUUUAAAGUUGAAUUUACUACAAACAGGCAUGCUUGUACCCACUGUAAAAAUUCUCUUCAUGGUUAUUGCGGAUCUAACGUUACUAACCAUAGAUUUAUCUGCCUUACUCUUAAAGAUCAUGAUCAACCUGAUACGGAUGUACCUGUGCCAGGACCAAUAUCAGAUCACUAUAAAGAGUCGCAUUCGAAGAAGUUAAAAAUAGGCAUUGAGCUUGCAGCAGCUGUGGUGUUAUCUCUAUGUAUCGCUACUUUCUCAUUUUGCAUCAUCAGAAGGACGACGAUAUCAAAUAAAAUGACAAGAUCCUUUUGUAAAACGAUAAACCACAAUGAUAAGAACAUCGAGAUGUUGAUCAGGAAGUAUAAACAUGUAGCUCCCCAAAGAUAUAGCUAUUCAGAUAUCAAAAAAAUGACAAACUCAUUUAAGGUUAAACUAGGUGAGGGAGGUUAUGGAAGUGUAUAUAAAGGGAAGCUACAAGAUGAUCGUCUUGUGGCAGUAAAACUUCUCAACAAAUCACAAGGAAUAGGGGAAGAAUUCAUCAAUGAGGUUGCCAGUAUUAGUCAGACUUGUCAUGUUAACAUCGUUUCUCUUAUAGGAUUUUGCUUUCAGGAUCGCAAAAGAGCACUUGUUUAUGAGUUUAUGGUUAAUGGUUCACUUGACAAGUGCUUACAUGAUGGAAACAUUACAAAAGAAUGCCUAGGUUGGAAAAUUAUGCAUCAAAUAGCAAUCGGGAUAGCUCGAGGUCUCGAGUACCUGCAUCGAGGAUGCCACACUAGAAUAUUGCACCUAGACAUCAAACCUCAUAAUAUCCUUUUGGAUGAAGACUUUUGUCCAAAAAUUGCAGAUUUUGGGCUCUCUAAAUUGUCCUCUAGGAAACAAAGCAUUGUAUCAAUGGAGAAGGCAAGGGGAACAAUCGGGUAUAUUGCACCUGAAGUGUAUAGUAGAACAUUUGGGAAUGUUUCGCAUAAGUCUGACGUCUAUAGCUACGGAAUGAUGGUUUUAGAGAUGGUUAGUGGAAGAAAAAAUAAAAACGUCAAAGAAGAUCAUAGAAGAAAAACUAUAUUUUUUCCACAUUGGAUUUACGAGCGUCUCAGACUUGGAAAUGACCUAGGAUUGUGUUCUGUUGUGACAAAUGAGGAUGAAGAAAUUGCGAGGAAUAUGGUGUUAGUAGGAUUACGGUGCAUUCAGACAAAUCCAUCAAACAGACCAUCAAUAGGUGAAGUUUUGGUUAUGUUAGAAGUUUCCACUGAGGUAUUGACAAUUCCUCCACAACCCUUCCAAUUUUCCCCUCAAAAUUCUGAUAGUAACCCUUCUCCAACUUCAGAUUUAUAAAAAGAAAGUAUACAAAUGAGAGUUCAUCUUCUGCAGAGGUUAGUCAAUUUUAUGAAUAGAUAGCAUGCAAAUUUUCCAUGUAUUCUUUUUAUUAGGUUUCAUAUUCUGUAAGUAAGCAUGAGAAUUGUCUUGCAAAUUUAACCAAGUCUCCAAAUCCAGGAAGCAAUGAAAAAAAAUAAUGUUAACCACAACCAGCUACCAGUUAACCAAAGUUCCAGACAAGCACAUACCUGUAAGCUUGGCCUAAGUGCAUAAACAAUUGGCUCUGCAUGUUUGACACUGUGGAGAUGAACUGCAUCUUAAAGUGUAGCAGUUUGGCGGUGCUGCCAUAAUCUAAUAAGCAGUUUGGCUGUGCUGCCGAUGCCUUUCUCUUUUGGCUGCUCUUAAAAGAAAAGAUAGCCAGUCAGAUAAUUUAGAGGAUGUUAUGAAAUACAGAGUCAUAGUGUUGAAAUUAGAAUUGAUCAUUGAGCAGAGUGUGUAUUUUGGGUUAAAACUAUCACGUAUUAGUACCUAUCUUGCACGGAAACGGAAAAUGCUCAAAGGAUAAAUAUAAAGUUUGGUAUUUCAGAAGCAUUUCCGGAAAUGAAAACGAAAUACUGAAACGUGCAACAUAGAUUAGUACUAAAUUACCACUGAAUUGAUAUGCACCAUGACCUUAAACAUAAUUGUGAUUUUGACAUAACAUAAGCAUGCUAACAAAGUGCAGAAAUUCUAUCAGAUGACAUCUUAAACCAUAUUUUCAAUCCUACCAAAAUAAUCAUGCCAAACCGAUGAAAACAAGCUGAUAACUGUAACUAUCUGAGCUCUGUUUAGCAGUAGAAUGAGCCCUAGAAAUCCCUUCACUAACUGAGAAAAAAAAAUUAGAACUUGUUUCCAGCAUAUUCAUUAAAGCUGAAUUAAUUACACUCACAUGUGAAUUGGCAUAAUAAUCAUCCGUGGAAAUGUUUUUUCUCCGGCGACGGUCUUUCCAUCGGCAGCAACAGAUUGUUCUUCUCCAGUGGUAGUCCGUUUGUCAGAGGCUGCUGCUCGUAAUUUUCAUAGGCAACAUUUGGUUCGUCGACGGAAGCAGUUGUAAGGACCUUCGGCUCGUCAGCUCCUUGAUCUUUGACGGCAGCAGCUGGUUCGUCGGCGGCGGUUGGCAGGGCCGGA
Molecule: messenger RNA, 3117 nt
Organism: Mercurialis annua (annual mercury)
Lineage: Eukaryota; Viridiplantae; Streptophyta; Magnoliopsida; Malpighiales; Euphorbiaceae
Product: LEAF RUST 10 DISEASE-RESISTANCE LOCUS RECEPTOR-LIKE PROTEIN KINASE-like 2.4
Exons: 3
Coding region: 1-1968 (655 amino acids)
Biological process (GO): protein phosphorylation
Molecular function (GO): polysaccharide binding; ATP binding; protein kinase activity
Source: RefSeq, a predicted model, not a curated record